Xyrichtys novacula (pearly razorfish) is the source of this 5032-nucleotide messenger RNA. Lineage: Eukaryota; Metazoa; Chordata; Actinopteri; Labriformes; Labridae. The record is from the annotation of a GenBank genome assembly.
AAAUUUGGGGAAAGAAGAGUAAAACAAUUGUGACCAUGCAGCAGAAACAAGCAACAAAAAAGAUAAAUGCAUAGUCACUCACUGGAUGGUUGAUCUUAGUGCCAAAACAGGAUGGAUAAUCUGUAAGGUAUUUAUCCAUUGUGCUUCUGUUGUCAAAGUUUUCUCUCUCUUUUUUUUCAAUUCCAAAGAAUAUGUCAACUUUUCAAACUGACAGAAGUUCACACUAAAUCUCAUAUUUAUCCAAGACUAUCUUUUGUUUUGAUGUGCUGAUAGUGAGUGCACGUUUAAAAGUCAAACAAUGAAUUGUGAAAUCAGUUUUGCACUAAACAGUACACAGUACGAGAUGCUUCUGUAGUGGUAGCGCCUGAGGUUUGUGUAGUUUUCAGUACCAUAGGAGACUAGAUGACAAUAUCGCUCUGAGUAGGAGGCCACUGCCAUCUAGUGGAGGAUGGCCAAGAUAAGUUUUCUGUAUUGAUACUAAACCGCUGUGACUAGAUAACAAGAUUUUGGUGGCAUUUCCUGUUUAAAGUUACUCCGCUGACAUCAACAGAGCUGAAGGAACAACUUUUGUUUGGAUCAGAAAUACCAGAUUCGUAGAUCUCUUGCAGGAAGGAUUUAUGUGCUGUGAAACACUAAUUUACCUUCCACUAACCCUGAGAGAAGAGGUCAGUCAACAUGUCAACAAACCUGUGUGCUCAUAAAGGCUUUGACAAAGAUCCAUGUAGCUGGGAUUGAUAUGAUCACUAAUGCUGCAGGACUGCCUUAUGCUGUUGGACUGUGUUAACCUGCAGAAGUGUGUGCAUGAAGUACACACCACCCUCCUAAUCAAUGUUUGGUCAGUCUAAAGUUCAAAGGCUGCAUAGUAUGACUCCGCAUCUCACUUUAUCAGGCAUCCAUCAGUAAACAAUUAGGCAAGCCCACUUGGACUCUGGCUUCAGUAAUGUGGACAUUUGUCUUUUAGCUCAUGAACUCACAGGAAUUUUAGUCUGACAGCAACUUUUAAUUUAAAAGCAGAUAAGUGGAUUAAAGGAUUAGAAGAUCAAGUACCCCAUAGACUAAUGAUGGAGUGUUCAGGGUUUUAUAGACAAAGGCAUUUUUGACUUUACAAAGAAGGCAAGCAGUUGCAGUAGUAAGUGUAGUGCUCUUUAGAUGGGUGAAGCUCUAGAGUUGAAGUUGGUGCUUAUGACUGACCUUUCUUUUAUAUUUCCGUGAGAAACUAUGAAUCUUCAGCAGUAAAGGGAGGCUGAACUCUGUGUAUGGGCAUUGACCGAAUAAAGAAAAAGACGCCCACACUCUUGUUGCAUCAUCUAUGAUGUAUACAAGCACUUUUUAGAUAAUUUGUACAUUUUUGAUUGGCAAAAAUACCAAAGACUUUUUAAUAUCCUCUUCGUGAAGUCAUAAUACCAUGUUCAUGAUCAUUAUUAAUUUAUGAUUCUAUUUAAGAUUAACUUAAAUUAUCAGCAACGCUUCUCUUGUGUGCUGCCUAGUAAUGUUUCGUUCGCAAACGAUUCGUUCAAAAGAACCAAAUCUUUUAAGUGAACGUACUGAACCGAAUCACUUCCUCAAGUGAUUGGUUCGUUUCUCACUUCAGUUGAGCUGAAGUGAGAAACAGAGUUGCCAGGCGAGCAGCAAGCAAAUGAGGGACCACAUGCACCAAGGCCUGAAUCACUUUGGUGAACGAAUCAUGCAUUGAACUGCGCUCCCUGGAAUCAUUUUUGUCGGACAAAACUACUUUUUUUAUUGCUAAAUUGCCACCACAACAGCUUGCACAGGACACAGCAUGUAACAAGUAGUGCAUAAAACCCGCAGCAUCCUAUCAUUGCUGCUGUUUGUGAGGGAAUGGUGCAUGUUCAGUGUGAGUCCUUCUAAAUGUUCAGUGAACGAAUCACUCUUGACCCCAAUUUACUGAGCAGACCUGCUAGCAUACCAUAGGACAGUACACUUCAAACAUCAUGACUUAUGAAUGAGGUUAUUUUUACAAACCUGUUUGCUAAAGCAACUCAGCCAAACACUCUCAUCUCCAGGUCCCAGAAGCUAUGAUCUGAACUGAAUCCUGAACCGUUCAGCUGUGUAUCAGUUCAGGAGGUCGGAGUCACACGCUCCCCCCACAAAGCGCUGUAUGAUUCGGUGAUUUGGUGAACGAAUCUUUUGAACGAAUCUUUUUAGUGAACUGAUUCUAGUGAUUCAAUACAUCUCAAAGAAUUGCCAUGCCCAUCACUAUGGUGCCGGAGAGCUAGCCCCGCCCAUAGAUCUUUCCGACCAAUGGGAAUUGACGCCAAAUCUUUAGAUUGACGCCCCUCACGGGUGUUUGUGAUGUCCGUUAGGAAGUUUUGCUGCACUUCACCGGUCACGGAGGUACAAAAGCUCGGCGUUACGGUUGUUUGUAAAUCCAAUAAAAUCAUCCGCUGUUGCGGAAGGAUGGCAGACACGGCCCCCAUCGAGGACGGUAUGUCCGAGGAGGAGAGGGAGUUUCAGAGAGUUGUCGCUCUUAUCGGCGGGAAAGAAAGGAUUUAUUUGGUGGGUGACGCGUGUGACAGUAAGGAGGUAGACGGGGAUGACCGUGGAAUAUUGCAGGAGUUCAUCCGGGACAUGUUUCCUGGCAGCCUGGCCAACAGCAACGGACAUCCUGCGUCCUCUGUGUCAAAAAUCCACGUUGGCGGUGCAGGUGAAAUUUGCAGCGAUGCACAGACUGUUAAAAACAAUGACAUACCUCUUUCAACGAGGCCUAAAGAUGUGAGUGUGACAGCCAGCCCGGUGGAAGAGGGCAAGGAGAAAAAGCAACCAACGCGCAAUGAUAGCGCUCAGAAAACAGCGAGGAGGCUCAACAUUUACAGCAAAAAGCGGACCAUAGACUCUCCCGUCAUCGUCUUCAUUUUCAGAGAGACAUUUCUCAGCAAAAGUUCAAACCAACAGUGCCUGAAGGAGAUUUUAAAGGACGUGAAGGCACGCACGAAACGUGCCAGAAACGCCCGACCAGCUCUGCUUGGAUUAAUACGCACCAGAAAGGAGAGUGCAGAGACGCUCCAGUGUGCGGAAAUCCUGGAGCGUCUGAUCCGCUCUGUGUUCUCCAAACAUUCACCUGAGACUCUGUGGGUCGGCUGUUUCAUCCCGGAAACAGACGCUUCUCUGAAUACCAUCAAGAGAAACGUCUGCAAAGUUUUACACUCAUCUCAGACAGCAGGUGUAAUAACACGAGUGUUCUUCAUGUUGUUCAAAUCACACUGAGUAAACACUACUGGAUUCCUGUCACUGAUGCAGUGUUGUUUGAUUUUGCUGCCCAGUCCUUCUUUGCUUAAACACACAAUCAGCAGGGCAGAUCUUUGUUGACAUGAAGUUUGAUCUCUAGUGUUUUAUCAGGGCACCAUGCAAGUGUUUUGAUGGAUUAAAUACUUGAUUGCUAAAAUGAAAGACUAUAGAACUACAAACAUUUACUUAUACAAACCUACAACUCAUCUGUAAAGCUACUAACUGUUGAGAGGAAAUGUAGUGUUAACUGAAAUAGAACAAAGUUCACCAUGAUUUGAGAGAACCAAACAAUUCAUAUGAGGAUCAGCUAUAACAGACAUAAUUAUAAUAUGGUAUGGAUGAUGCAUGAUAAGGUGUGAGUAAACUCACCAUCCGAGUCACCAUGUGAAUUCCUGCAGGAUAUUUGUCAAACACUGCUGUGGUUUGAACACCACUAUGUAGGUCAAUUCAUGUAACUCACUAAGUCCAUUUUUUUCCCCCUUUACACACUUUCCUUCCCAGGGAUGGCUACAAAGGCCAGGGGACAAAGGGAGCAUUCAUGAAACAAUCAAGCCUUUAGAUAAGCUGCCAAAUUGUUAAAGGCCUAUUAUUGCCUUUCAGAUAAUACGAGGGAUAGAGGGAAGCCGAUUUUCUGGCCAUUCCAAUGUUUGCCCUGGUCUCAGAGAGGAGGAGCCAGAGGCCAUUUCAACAGUUCUUCAUCCAGCAGGCGAAGAGGUAGCAGCAGCAUCCCAUAGUUCAGUUUGACCAAGGCAGGGAGGAAGUUUAUCACAGGGAGAAAGAUGAAAACAUCCUCUAAAAUGGGCUCCAUUUUGAAUCAGAUACCUUGCAGAGUUUGCAGUUUACUAAGCACUGGCAGACACCUUGUGUUUGGCACAUACUGUAUGUACAAAGCAGAGAAAUCUUAAAGUCUCUGCAAAUGACUGCCAUAUUUGAUUAUAUUGCUUUAACCAAAGGACAUAGCAACUAACAAUGAAAGCAUAUUUUUUGCUCUUUCUUGCUUCAGGUGAAACUGGAAGUAUGGAGGAAUGCAUCCCUCUGAAAACCGUUCCAUCCCCUGCUGGAGUUCCAGAAUCAUCUGGCAAAGGCAGCUGAUGUCUUGACCCCUGUGACCUGUGGCUGCUGGCAUAUAACCGCUGAUGAAACUGUGAUAAGCCUUAGGCUACUGUACAACAGAGCCUCAUUAAAAGUUCCCGUGUUUCAUAUGGUGCUCUGUUAUUUUUCACUCUGAGCCAACAUGAUUUGUGUCCUGAAGGAACUGUUGAAGCAGUUGCCAUUUUUCUAUUUGCAGUAAUUGUUUUUUGCUGUAAGAAUUUUAUCACAAAACUUGACAUUAGUUUUUCCUUUACUUUUUUAAUCUGACAUAUGCUUUGAUAUUUCUUUUUUUAUGCUUAUGUAGAUGUUGGAACUCAGUAGAACAGAGAUUACAGCAAAAGUGCUCAGUAACAUGAAUUAUUCUGUAAAGGGCUGGAUGAACAGACUCUGGAACUGAAGUCGGGGCAUCAGCUGAUGUAAUGAAAGACUUGAGUGUGGUCCUGCUGAAUGAUAAGGGACCCAGCAGCUAUUUUACUCAUUAGCCCCUAGUGGAAUCAUCCAGCUUUACUAACAUGUAAAUUUUUUAAACUUUUUUUUUUCUUACAAGUACGUGCCUUAGAAAAGUGCUGCUUGAAAAGAAUAUUUGUUUAUUUGUUUUCGCAAUUAUUAAUGCCUUUAACUUUUAAUUAGAUUAUUUAUGUGAACUUCUACCUGUAUAUCCUACAUUCAACAUAAAAUGAAAAAAAAAAAAAAA